Pieris macdunnoughi is the source of this 534-nucleotide messenger RNA. The record is from the annotation of a GenBank genome assembly. Lineage: Eukaryota; Metazoa; Arthropoda; Insecta; Lepidoptera; Pieridae.
AUGCAGUUCCAGUCUCCCAUGCCUGGUAGAGAUUAUCUUUGGAGCAUCUUCGUAAGUGUUGACAAAGACAGAAGCGGCUACAUAUCAGCUGAUGAGUUGCAACAAGCGCUUUCAAAUGGAACAUGGAAUCCUUUUAAUCCAGAAACGGUCCGACUUAUGAUAGGUAUGUUUGACAAGGAAAAUAGGGGUGUAAUAUCUUUCAAUGACUUUGGAACUCUUUGGAAAUACGUGAGCGACUGGCAGAAGUGCUUCAGAUCAUUUGAUACAGAUAGUUCGGGAAAUAUAGACAGCAAGGAAUUAAAAAAUGCCCUUAAUGCCUUUGGUUAUCGCCUUCCUGAUGAUACAGCCGAUAUGAUGGUACGGAAGUUUGAUAGAUAUGGCCAAGGGACUAUUCUCUUCGAUGAUUUCAUUCAGUGCUGUGUCACACUUUACACAUUAACAUCUGCAUUCCGUCAACAUGAUCCAAACCAAGAUGGAGUAAUAACAAUACACUAUGAACAGUUCCUACGAAUGGUAAUGAGCCUCAAAUUAUAA